Messenger RNA from Anguilla anguilla (European eel), 6120 nucleotides. Its product is annotated as stress-induced-phosphoprotein 1-like. The coding region runs from base 403 to 2019 and encodes 538 amino acids. The record is from RefSeq and is a predicted model, not a curated record. Gene Ontology annotation, molecular function: Hsp90 protein binding. The transcript is spliced from 14 exons. Lineage: Eukaryota; Metazoa; Chordata; Actinopteri; Anguilliformes; Anguillidae.
GUAAGCCAACUCCAUAAGAUAGCUAUCUAUAAUGAGCUAUUUAUAAUUAGUUCAAUGGUCAAACUAAUGCAAUCUCUGGGGUCCAGUAUUAUCCUUCUCGUAUUUUGAAAAAAACUGCUUGACAAUUAAUGAGUAUGCUACAAGGGAUUUAAGAGAUUAAGGUUAGGCCCAUACAUUGGGGGGGGGGAAAGAAGAAGCUUCCCCUGAAAAAUUGCUUAAUCAUUUCCUUCUACUGCAACUGGGACCAGAGACAACACAUAGCAUGACGUCUGGCAGAUUCUAAAAGACAGUGGUCAGGGUCUGCUUCCAGUAUGCUGCUGCAAGGUAAUCAUAUGUUCCGGAGGGCGGGGAAUGCGGAGGACUGGCUUGUCUUCGUAGCUUCUAGAAUCUCUUGGUAGCGCCAUGGAUAAUAAAGUGUCAGAGCUGAAAGACCAGGGAAACAAGGCGCUGAGUGAUGGGUGGUUUGAGGAGGCUGUGCGCUGCUACACAGAUGCACUGACCCUUGACCCGUCCAACCAUGUUCUCUAUAGCAACCGCUCAGCUGCCCACGCCAAGAAGGGUGACUAUGAGAGUGCCUUACAGGAUGCCUGUAAUACCAUAGAGCUAAAACCUGACUGGACCAAGGGAUAUUCUCGAAAGGCUGCUGCUCUUGAGUUCCUUGGCAGAUUUGAGGAGGCAAAAGUGACCUAUCAGGAGGGACUCGAACUCGAGCCAACAAAUCAGCAGCUGAAGGAGGGACUUCACAGCAUGGAGGCCCGGCUAGAAGAGAAGAAGAGGAUGAACCCUUUUGCUAUGCCGGACAUGUACGAAAAGCUGGAGAAUGACCCACGCACACGCGCCCUGCUCUCCGAUGCUGGAUACAGAGCACUGAUAGAGCAGCUCAGGGAGAAGCCAUCUGAGCUUGCCAUGAAUGUACACGACCCCCGGGUGAUGACCACGCUCUCGGUCCUGCUGGGGUUCAACCUGGGUAGUGCAGCGGAGGAAACGCCCUCUCCAUCCCAACCCAAACCGCAGACUCCCCCUCCUACAGAAGAGGACGUGAUAGAUAAUAAGAGACAGGCCCUGACAGAGAAGGAACUUGGGAAUGCAGCAUAUAGAAAGAAAGAUUUUUCCACUGCACUAACGCACUAUGAAGUAGCAUUUCAGCACGACCCCACCAACAUGACCUACCUAGCCAAUCAAGCAGCUGUUUACUUUGAGACGGGGGACUUUGAAAAGUGCAGGGAGCUGUGUGAGAAGGCCGUUGAGUUGGGAAGAGAGAACCGGGAAGAUUACAGACAGAUAGCCAAGGCCUAUGCUCGAAUUGGUAACUCGUACUUCAAGCAGGAGAGUUACCCGGAGGCCAUCCAGUUCUAUAACAAGAGCCUGACUGAGCACCGCACCUCCGAAGUGCUCAAGAAGUGCCAACAGGCAGAGGAAAUUACGAAGGAGAAGGAGAAGCUGGCCUACGUCGAUCCUGAUGUGGCCCUGGAAGAGAAGGACAAGGGCAACAAUGCCUUCCAGAGGGGUGAUUAUCCUCUGGCCAUGAAGCACUACACAGAGGCCAUCAGGCGGAAUCCCCAUAACGUCAAGCUCUACAGCAACCGUGCAGCCUGCUACACCAAGUUGCUCGAGUUUCAGUUAGCCCUUAAGGACUGUGAAGAUUGUAUCAGACUGGACCCCAGCUUUAUAAAAGGCUACACUCGUAAGGCAGCAGCUCUGGAAGCCUUGAAGGACUUCACUAAAGCCAUGAUCUUCUACCAGAAAGCCAUGGAAAUCGACCCCAGAUCCAAGGAGGCCAUGGAGGGGCUGCAGCGCUGUUUGAUCAGCCAGGCGGCGCGUGACGACAGCCCGGAGGAGGCCAAAAGGAGGGCCAUGUCCGACCCGGAGGUGCAGCAGAUAAUGAGCGACCCAGCCAUGCGGCUGAUCCUGGAGCAGAUGCAGAAGGACCCUCAGGCACUCAGCGAACAUUUGAAGAACCCAGUCAUUUCCCAGAAAAUUCGGAAACUAAUUGACGUGGGGCUCGUAUCCAUCCGGUGAAUAUAGACAGGAAGGAGGCUACGAAGGAACAAUAAUUAAUCCCCCCACCCCUUUACCUUCGUUGCAUUUAAACUUAAACCGAGGGAGUUUAAGUUACACGCAUCUGUCAGCUUUACGUUGACCUCUUGAGUGAAGAAGUCACGAAACCUCAUUCAGUUUAUCUGAUAUCAUCAUAACAAACAUGCCUUUAAGCCAAUGACACGUGAGAAGCAGGGUAAGGUAUUGCAUUAUUGCUUUGGUGAGUGACUGAUAUUGUUCUAUCCAUUUACUGUCUAAGACCCAACCUCAUAGGCGAGUAAGAGGAGCAAGAGGAUUCUUUAUGAAGUAGUAGCCAUAUAUAUGAAAGGAAAACUGUUUCUGCCACAGGUAUUACACAAAACCUUAGAGCAGCCAGGGAUUCUCAGAUUAUCUUGUUUUCUCAAGGAGUCGUUAGAAGUUAGUGUGUUUUUUUGAAUUUCCUAAAUAAUUUCAUAGUCACGGAGAGUUGUUUGUAUCAGGGUGAUGGCCAGAGCAAAAUGUGGAGGCCAAAAGGAACUGCCCAAGACCCAAAGCAUCUGUGAAACAUUGUGGCGGGGGUGUUAUGGUCUGGGCAUGUAUGGCUGCCACAGGUCCUGGCUCACUUGUUUUCAUUGAUGAUGUAACAGAAUGGCUUGUGAAGUAUACAGAAGCAUCUUUUCUGCUCAAGUUCAACCAAAUGCCUCCCAAGUUUGCCGGCGCUACAUCCGACAGCAAGACAAUGAUCAUAAACAUACUACUAAGAGGAUUCUUUUCAAAGCUAAUAACUGGAAGGAUUUUGACUGGCCCAGUCAUUCAGUCCAGUCUGAAUCAUAUUGAACAUGUGUUUCAUAUGCUUAAGUGAAAACUAGGGGCAACUAGCCCCCAAAAGGUGAAGGAGCUCAAGUUGGCUGCAGUACAGGCCUGGCAGAGCAUCACCAGAGAUGCAGAGGAUAUACAACAAAGUGCUAAACAUGACUACUUUCAUUUGCAUAAUGUUAAUAUGUCCCAAAUAUUAUGAUUUAUUUUAUUUUUACUGUUUAUUGGACUGUGUGUGACCUAAGCAGAGUCCUACAAACCUUUCUGACUGUUGUACUGCUUAAUGAAAUUUCAGUUCAGUGAGCAUGCAUGUACUUGCAAAAUUACGGUCUUUUCAGCUAAUGAACACAAGGUCAUUUGGCCCUAAUUGGGAUGGAGGCUUGACAAAAUAAUUGUCCGUUACAUCCCACGCACCAUUUGAUGUUUGUGCUUUGACAAAACUCACUGACUCUCAGAAAACAAAUUAUCCUUCAUCAGAUAAAAGAUGGGUACGGCACUGAUUUAUGCAAACGUUUUCCACUCAGACUUUCAACUGAUAGGAGAAGUUGAAUGUUGUAAAUGGCAAAUUGUAUGUGAAUGGGAUGAAGUUGUUGAGAUGUCAGCAUUGCAUUGGAGUUCCUCUAGCAACGCAAGGCAACUGCUCCAUUGAGUAACGGGGGAAAAGUGGUUUUAAAUUUAAAUUAAAUAAAUUUGCCAUUGGCAUUCAAUAUCAGGGUGUUAUAUGAGUACUUUGACAGUUUUUUUUGGGAGGGGAGGGCGGGGUCAUUGUCAAGGUAAAGUGCCAGAUUAUUUGACUUAUUGGGCUUUUGCAGCCAUGGAUCAGUGAUACUAAGAAAUGGUGCCAAUUUCAAUCUUUUCUCAUUCAGUUCCCAUGGAAGUUAGGGACUGUAUAUUUAUCAUUAUAUUCACAUUAUAUUUCAGAGCAACUUUUUUCUGGAAUUUUAAAUAUCCAGAGGUUAUUUAUUGUGUAUUGUAGGUCAUAUUUUUAAUAUCACCUACAGUAUGUCCUAAAGUAAAAAGCAGUAAGAAAAAAAAAAAAUGCUUAAUUUUAUAAUUACACAAAUUUUCACUCUACACCAGAAAUCUCUCUUCAAGUGCAUAAAUUAUACCUUGUGUUUAGUUUGGUGGAACAAUCUCCCCAUUCGUCUACGAACCGCUCAGUCAAUGCCUAGUUUUCGUCAUGGUCUGAAGACACAUCUCUUCAGACUCUACCUUGAGUAACAUUGACACUGCACUUCUGUGUAGGGCUACAGCUAAUCAAGUAGCUCUUUCGUGACACGCUUGUAUCUUGUAUCUUGAUCUUAUAGCACUUUCAUUGGAGCACUUAUAUCUUGAUCUUGAUGUUGUAGUGCUUUUGUAGUAUGUUAUAUUAUCAUGCCUCCCUUUUAGCUUAAGACUUAGCCAUAGCUUUAUUGUGUGAACGAGAUUGGAUAUUCAUGGAUAUGGAUAGUUGCUACUUCAUGACAGAAUUGUACUUUAUCUGACCUGGGUUUCUAUUUGUUCCAACUAUCAUCGGUAUGCAAUUGUAUGUUGCUUUGGAUAAAAGCGUCUGACAAAUGAAAUGUAACUUUGCAACAAAGGAUAGACACGUGUUUAAGCAAGACCUGCAUGGAUUCAAUUAAGCUUUUAACAACAAUUUCUCUGUCUUCAUUUACCGUGUUACUGUUAUAUAGUGCAUUUUUAUUGUUGUAAGGUGCAAUCGCUGUCAUUUCAGCAAGCUAACAUCUUACUAAUAGUGCCAGCCAGAUAGCUCGCUAGCAAUAGUAUUUCGCUAGCUAGUUUUCUAUGUAGCAAGACUUAUUACUUUCGGUAUCCAAGUUACAUAGUACCUAACUUUAAUGCUGCUAGUUUCACCAAAGUCAGCAUCUCAAACACUUGCUAGAUGGUACUUCAGCUUAACUUACAGUAGCUACAGUAAGGUUGCUCAACUAGUGAAUGUUAUGUACCCUAGUUAAUGCCUGGCUCUGUAGUGUUACUUUAUCUCCCAUAAAAAGACACAUUUAUAUUGUUUUAUGGUGUAAAUAUUUCAACUGACAAUACAACGUUUUCACCGUGCCUAUUUCUCAGUGAUGGAAUUCUGUACUUUGCCCCUUCAUCGCUGUUGCUGAGGGUUUCGGAGCUCAGUUAAAUGGUAUCAUCAUUUCCUUGACUGGCUGUGUCAUGUCACAUUCAAGAACCAGCUUAGCAAAAUGUAUGUUAAUAUAUUUAGAUGUUCAUACAGGGCUACACAUAUGAAUGUAUUAUGUAUGUUUUUUAUCCACAGAACAUGGUAUUUUACUUUAACAAAAAACUUUUCUCCCCAGCCUAGUUUUCCCUUUAUUAAAUGCACCGUUUCAUAUGUCUUCAUAUUCAAAUUAUUUUUGUAACAUUCUAAAUGUCUUGUUUUGGUUAUAUUUAUUGUCAUAAACAUUAUUAUGUCUGGUCUGUAAUUUGUAAUCUGUUUCUAUCCUUGAAAGCCUUUUCACUGCUAAAACACUCCUGUACUUAAUAGUUGUAACCCUCACAAGUGCAAUGAUGAAUUUGGUGCAAACUUCCUGGCGUGUGUGUGGACACACCCACAGUCACGUAGCUGUAGCUCAGGUCAAAUAUUUGGUGCACAUAUCACUUCUCUUACAUUAUUAGGGUACACAGCCAUGCUGGGAAGAAUGUGUUCAUUCUCAUAACUCUUCACUUCAAUUAAAUUAUGUAUCGAUUAGUGCAGACAUGGCCCACAUUACUGUCAGAUAGUUUUCCAAAUCCAUCACAAAAGUAUAGAAAUGAAGCCUUAACUGGUUUAAACAAGUUUUACAGACAAAUGACGGAAUGCACUCAUGCUGUGUUUAGGACUCAAAAUUCAAGAUGGAACAGUUAUUUAGUUUUGCACUUAAAUUGAAUUUGGCACUAGAACGAAGAUGCUCCACUCAUGGCAGUUCUCCAGGCCUGUGUCCCAUCAUAGGCUGUGAUGUAAUGGAGAUUUUCUGAUUGGGCUCAGGCAGUCCAUUGGCUUUCAGGGGGCUAUGUAUUGUGAUGAAAUUAUGUGUUGCACGCUGGUAGACCACUGAUCUGAUGGUUAUUUUGGGCCACAGUUACUCCCAGCACCCCAGCCCGGAUUGUACCACCAGCUGUAGAUGUUUGGCUGAUGCAUGAUGGUACUUUUAAAACAUGAAGGUAGCCGACCACCUUUAUUAAAUGCCUGCCUUAUUCCAAAGAAAGAAGGUUGUUCUGCUGUUGUGGUCCUUUAUAUUAUUGAUGUGUCUAUGAAACGUGUCUGUAAGAACCUAUCUGCAAUAAAUUAAGAAUGUUCAGUGA